GAAUCUCUUUGGGCUAUCGAUAGUUUAACCUCACAUUAUAACAGUUCUAAAAACGUUUGUUUAUAAACUUACCUUUAUAUUUUUUAGUGUAUGAUGCUCAGUGGUUGAUUGUUAUAUUUCUGAUAUUCUUUCUUUCUAUUUACUCAAAAUAAAAUGGAUGACGAUUAUGAUGAUGAUAGACCAUGGGAUGGGGAAAUGGGAGAUGAUUCAGAUGCUGGCGAGGAGGCUAUGGAUAAUCCCCAAGAAGUUUUAAGAGAAUGUUUAGAAAAGUUUAGUACCCCUGAUUAUAUUAUGGAACCUGGAAUCUUUUCACAAUUAAAAAGAUACUUUCAAGCUGGUGGAAACCCUGAACAAGUCAUUGAGUUAUUAUCACAUAAUUAUAAAGCUGUAGCCCAAAUGGCAAAUCUCGUUGCUGAGUGGCUUAUACUUGGAGGUGUGAAAGUUCAAACUGUUCAAGCUAUGGUGGAAAAUCAUUUAAAGGAAAUGAUAUUGAAAACAUUUGAUCCUAAGAAAGCCGAUACAAUUUUUACUGAAGAAGGAGAAACGCCAGCUUGGCUUACAGAAAUGAUUGAUCACCCAACAUGGAGAUCACUUAUUUACCGUUUAGCAGAAGAAUAUCCUGAUUGUUUGAUGCUAAAUUUCACAAUAAAGUUGAUUUCUGAUGCUGGCUUUCAAGGGGAAAUAACUAGUAUUUCUACUGCUGCUCAGCAAAUUGAGGUAUUUUCAAGAGUUCUAAAAACAGCAAUAUCGGGAUUUUUAAAUACAAGUGAUGACUGGCAAAAAAGUAUUGAAGAGUGUGCUAAAAUGGUCUGCCAUGGCCAGCAUACUUAUGUUUAUUCUCAAGUAUUACUUCAUGUACUUUCAAAAGAGAGCAAAGGAGGUUCCAUAAUGAAAAGAUUAGCUCAAGAAAUCACUAAAUGUGCCCAAUCUCAGCAUGACGUUACACCCAUCACAAUGGCUUUAAACAAUUCAGCAGGUUUUCCACAGUCUUGCCAAGCUCUGUCUUCUAUGUUGUCAAGAAAUGCACUCAACCCUGCUGAUAUCACAGUUCUUCAUCGUAAUUACUCAGGAUCUGAUCCACCGCCAAUUGAUCUCAUUCGUAAUCCUCAAUUUUUAGAGUUAUUAGUGGAUUCCCUUUUUCGACCUGGAGUAAAGUUAAAUCCAGAACAUAAAUCUAAGUAUAUGUUUCUACUUGCUUAUGCAACAAGUGUUAGUGAAAGUGUACCGUCGGGUAGUAAGAGCAAAGGGAAAAGAGGUUUAAAUAAAGAAGAAUUAAAAGCAACUUCUCUGGCCAUUGAUAAAGUACAUAACAUUUGUUGUACUGGCAAAGGCUCAACUGAGCUAAUUGCUGAUUUAUCUACUCUCUAUAACUGUAUCAGAUUUCCAGUUGUUGCCAUUGGAAUUGUAAGAUGGGUUGAAUGUAUAGUCACUGAGCCAUCUUAUUUCAAGCUUUCAACAGAACAUACCCCGAUUCAUUUAGCAUUGCUUGAUGAAGUGGUUACAAACCAUCCUCUGCUACAUCACACUGUACUUUCACUUUUCAUUCGACUUUUCGAAUCAAAACAAGAUGAAUUAGAAAUUUUGGUGCAGCUUGAAAUGAAAAAGAUGCUAAUAGAAAGAAUGGUUAACUUACUUUCAAGAGGAUGUGUGGUGCCAGUUGUGAAGUACAUUAAGCAGUGUUGGCAGAGAGGAGAUACCGACAUAUCUCUAAUUAGAUACUUUGUCACUGAAGUUCUUGAAGCUAUAGCUCCUCCAUAUACAUCUGAAUUUGUCCAGCUGUUUCUUCCAAUCGUGGAAAAUGAAGAGAUAACCGGUAAUAUGAGAAGUGAAGAAAGUGAUCCUGUUUCUGAGUUCAUAAUUCAUUGUAAAACUAAUUAUGCGGCAACAUGAGAUUUGUAGAACAGGUGCAGUAUAUUGAGCAUUAAUUUUAAAAUGACGAUUUUCAUCUUAGAGCUUCCUCUUAAUUUUAAAUUUGUAGUUGUAAAUAAUGAUUCAUUCUAUAACAAAAAGCAAAAUUAGUUUUAAUUCAAUUUAAAAAACCUAAUUGCUGCAAAAUAUUGAUUAUACUGGUACGUUAUAAACAUAUUAUUUUUUUUAGUCAUGCAACUUAAAAAGGAAAAUUUAUUACUAAAAAUAGCUUUUUUUUAUGAUAUGAUGAAAAUAGUAAUUUUCUAU
Molecule: messenger RNA, 2175 nt
Organism: Nezara viridula (southern green stink bug)
Lineage: Eukaryota; Metazoa; Arthropoda; Insecta; Hemiptera; Pentatomidae
Source: the annotation of a GenBank genome assembly